Molecule: messenger RNA, 803 nt
Organism: Dipodomys ordii (Ord's kangaroo rat)
Lineage: Eukaryota; Metazoa; Chordata; Mammalia; Rodentia; Heteromyidae
Gene: Nppb
Product: natriuretic peptide B
Exons: 4
Coding region: 96-587 (163 amino acids)
Biological process (GO): neuropeptide signaling pathway; cGMP biosynthetic process; receptor guanylyl cyclase signaling pathway
Cellular component (GO): extracellular region; nucleus; cytoplasm
Molecular function (GO): hormone activity; hormone receptor binding
Source: RefSeq, a predicted model, not a curated record
GUCAUGGGGAGCAGAAGUAGAGGGGAUGCAAAAGACAAGUAUCAAGUAUCUGUUUGUCAGGAGCCACAUCUGUAAGAGAAGGAAAGGGCUGGCCGAUGCACAGACCUGCAAUAAAAGGGCCGCAGCCCGCCCUGAGAAGUUGGAAGAAGACGCAGGGGUCCUGGGACCGGCCAGCACAGCCCUCCAGCAACAUGGGCCUCUCCACAUCGGCGCCCUCUGUGGCCAUCCUGCUGCUCCUGUUCUUGUCCUGGAUGCCUCUGGCAGGCCGGUCUCACCCCCUGGUGGCCUCUGGCCAGGACUCAGAGCUGUGGGAAAUCCAGGAGCUGCUGGAUCGUUUGAGGACCCAGGUCUCAUCCAGGACGGACGCCAAGCUGAUGGCCGUGGAACCUCUCCAACAAUCCCAAGGCCCCUCGGGAUCCGGGGAGGCCGCCCUGGAGGGUCACCUUGGGCACAGAGGACGCCCCUACCAGGCCUUGCGGGGGCUGAAGGUGUCUAAGAAGGUGUUCAGCUCAAGCUGCUUCGGGCAGAGGAUAGACCGGAUCAGCUCUGCCACUGGCCUGGGCUGUAAUGUGCUGAAGCGGAAUUAGGCGAAGUGCUGGUUGCACACGUAGGCUUCCGACUCUGGAGAGGCUCCUGCUCCAUCCCUGCCCGGUUUGAGCCAGGACACGCGCCCACCCUUUGAAUCAACUUCCUAUUUAUUUUUAUUUAUUUAUUUAUGUAUUUAUUUGUCUGUUUUCUACUGGAUGAUUUCUUACCUUGAAGCACAAACUUUUCCACAGUGAAAUAAAGUCAGCAUCACAAAC